UUCACGCUGAAACAAAGCUGCCUACGACGAAUUCAGCUGCUAGCGAUGCGACCCCCGUUACCGUUCAAAAAGCCUAGAUGCCGCGCGCAACAGGGACCCGCUUUCGUUUUUGUGGAUACCGCCGACAGUUUACGGCAUGGACCGCAGGACAAAGAUGUAAGGGUCAUUAUCAGACGACAAGCUGCAAGGUCGGGCUGCAGACGCCGUCGGGACGGAAGCACGAGUGAAAGGAGCCUUGAUAAUGCCGAGUCCAAGGAUGUAUUGGUCCCCGUUGGAGCCGGUCCCACCGGCCUCGUACUGGUCACGCAGGACAAGGGGUGGCCGCCUAUGAUCCUAGCCAAUGUCCCACACCCUGCACCUGUACCGCAGCCAUCGUAUAAUGGAUACGAGACGCUCAGGGUUAGGUACAACUUUGACGUUACCGACCUGACCAGUUUCACGGAUGUAGACCUCGGCAAGACUGCCUAUCUUUUGCUAAGAGACCAACCGACCCGCCUCAUUAGCCUUUUGCAGAAGAGGUCAUCGUCCUUUUUGUCCCACCUUCCUAGUCGUUAUGGAUCUAGCCAAUGCUUGGAUGAUGCUAUCCAUUGUGUGGCUGCUCGAGCGGGUCAAAUGCUUGGCUUCCCAAUCACUGCAUCAACACUGCCUGCAUUAUAUGUAAAGGCCCUGAACAGUCUUCAAGCUGCCAUUGAGGAUAAAACACGGUACCUAGGAGCUGAUGUCUAUUGUGCAACGCGGCUUUUAGCCAUCUACGAGUUAAUCGGCCUUCCUGAUGCAAAUCACUGGAUCCACCAUAACCGGGGCGGAAUCAAACUAGUUGAGCUUAGAGGACCCGAGAACCAUAAAUCUGAGUUUGACUGGUUGCUUCUAAGAAGCCAAGGUCCAUCUAUUUUGGUAGAUGAGAUGUAUAGGAAACACGCCUCAAUAUUUGAAAGUUCGGGGUGGCAAUGCUUCUUCGCACAUGCAUCUAAGACGGAAACAGACUCAGAUUCCAGUCUCUGGUGGGAAUUCUUCGGAGCAAUCAGCUUUAUGCCGGGUAUAUUAAGAGACAUGAGGGUUUUGUUCGACAGUACAUUACCUCAGUCUGAAUACCUAGCCCAGAGUUGGGAUAUUCUUGAGCGAACGAACAAAAUGCACAACUCGUUGCACGACAGUCACCUCCGCUACCAACAGAGGCCGCCAUAUCCAGCGUCUCUGUUCGACCUCCCAGUCUGCGCCGAAUCAACUGUUCGGGUCAGACUUCGUGGAUUUCUGCUAUACGUUAUCAUGUAUAUAAGCCGCGUUACAGCGACACUAUCUACGAACCAGACAGAGUGUAUUGCUAGCGAAGCAGAGGCACAGACCUUUGCGGCACAGGCUCUGCUCACGGAGAAAAUGACUGCUCAACUGGAUCCCACCAUGACUUGGCAUUUGGAGCAAAGAAAUGCCCUUGCUCAUUCCAUCAUACAAACUAGAGACAUCUGGGCAUCUCCUAUAGCGUAUAACAUGCCAUGGGAAGAACGAAAAUACUACGUGGCCCAACGGUGGUUACAGUGGGAGGACUCGUGGAGAGAUGGAGUUUUGACUGUGGAGCUAGAAGAAGCGUGGGGGGAAGUAUGA
Aspergillus pseudotamarii is the source of this 1599-nucleotide messenger RNA. RefSeq lists its product as uncharacterized. The record is from RefSeq and is a predicted model, not a curated record. Bases 46 to 1599 code for a protein of 517 amino acids. The transcript is spliced from 3 exons. Lineage: Eukaryota; Fungi; Ascomycota; Eurotiomycetes; Eurotiales; Aspergillaceae.